Podarcis lilfordi (Lilford's wall lizard) is the source of this 723-nucleotide messenger RNA. Lineage: Eukaryota; Metazoa; Chordata; Lepidosauria; Squamata; Lacertidae. The record is from the annotation of a GenBank genome assembly.
AUGCUGCCCGAGCGACUCCUGCGCAAAGCCGGCUGUGCGUGGCUCUGGGCGCCGGAGAGCAGAGGGCGCGGCUGCUGCUGCUGCUGCCGGGCGCCGCCUCCUGCCUCGCAGCGCGCUCCUUUCGCUCGGGGAAACUUGGGGCAGCCAAGACUUCGCCGCCGCCUCCUCCUCUUGCGCUGCUGGCGGCUCUGCGCUUCUCCUCUCCGGCUCCCGAGCUGCCCGUUUCCCCCUCCCGGCAGCCGGCGGCUCAGCGCAGCCACGUGCGGCGGCAGGAGGGAGGGAGGCGGUCGGUGCUCUCCGCCAGGCGGCUGCCCCGGGGCCAGAUCCAGCCAGGCGAGCGCGGCGAGCAGCCUUCUCGCGGCGGCGUCGGAGGUCUACGGCUCAAGGUCGGCCCACAGGCCAGGCGCUUUCGGCAGCGGCGGCGCGGAGUUGGCCGGUUGCUGCGCCGAGAAGGAGCAUUGCGCUCCUCCGACUCGGCAGCGCGGGAUCCGUCGGGGGCUCAGCGGCGGAGAGAGGGGCGCUCGGCUCGGCUGCGGGGAUUUUGUGUGUUUGUUUAUUUUGAAAGAGUCUCUUUAUGCGCAGGUGGGGCUCCGAACUGUGCCCGGGGAAGACCCUCCCCACCCCCACCCUGAGCUCCGAAGUGAAGCCUGUCAAAGUCCGGAGCAAAGGGCUGGCCUGACUUGCGCGUUUGUUUCUGCUCUGUUUCAGGAAAUCUCCAACUGA